CUAGUGGUGGUGACAAAAGUGGAUGGGGAGGUGGAGCUAGUGGUGGGGACAAAAGUGGCUGGGGUGCUGGUCCAAGCGAUGCUGAACAGGGAAACUCUGGUUGGGGAACUGGAUCCAAGAAAGCCGGAGACAAUGGAUGGUCUGGAAACUGACCGGGCGGAAUCCACAGAGCAUUCACAUUCAUCUUUGCAGCUUUUCUACCGAUGGAAGUACUAAAGCGCGGAGAACUUUAGCGAUCAUAAAGCCGGAUGGAUUGCUCGGUAACUACACAGAUGAUAUCAAGAGAACAAUUUCAGAAUAUGGUUUCAGCAUUGUCAAGGAACAGAUUGUUCAACUUGGCGAGGCGACUGUGAAAAGAUUUUAUGCAGAACACUCUUCAAAAAGCUUCUUUUCAAGCCUAGUUAAAUACAUGACAAGUGGACCAGUGUUAGUCAUGGUUUUGGAAAAGGAUAAUGCUGUUGCUGAUUGGCGCGCUUUAAUGGGUCCUACUGAUGCAAGCAAGGCCAAGAUUACUCACCCUCACAGCAUUAGAGCAAAAUGUGGAUUGGACACUGAAAAAAAUUGUGUUCAUGGUUCAGACUCUACCAAAUCUGCACAAAGAGAGAUACUAUUUUUCUUCGACGAGCUCGCUCCAGAUGCAAUUACAGAACACGAUGAAUUAAUGCGCAUAGUUUAUAGUUUUGGCAUCUGUCAUGAACAUCCUGGCACAUUUGUAUUGACUUCCAUAAGAAGUACAAAUCCACACCAUGAGUACAUUGGUCUUUACCCCAAAGGAUUCAGGUUCCGCAAAAAGAUGUUUGAGGAUAUUGACCGGCUUGUGGCAUAUUUUCAAAGGCACAUCGAUGAUCCACAAAAUGAUUCAGCACCUUCCAUUAGGUCAGUAGCUGCAAUGGUGCCAAUGCGAAGCCCUGCUACUGGUGGCUCAUCAGGAGCAUCUGGUGCAGUAGCUGCUGGUGCAGUACCUUUAAUUUAAGAGUCCUAGGUCAGAAAAUAAUGCCUCGUUACGACUACAAAUCUUGACUCUCUAAGUAGCAACGGUACACGGAAAUUACACUUUGUUCUCGUGUUCUAAUUAUCUAAACUAAUUUUAUUGUUUUUCCUACUCCAUGACAUCAAACCAUUCUCAUAGCCUUAGAUAAACAUCGUGAGAAUAGAUAACGAUAUUUGAUACAGCUAUAUGUGGGAUUGAUAAAUCUUUUAUACUAUAACUGAUAUUAUCUUGGAUU
Molecule: messenger RNA, 1226 nt
Organism: Lathyrus oleraceus (garden pea)
Lineage: Eukaryota; Viridiplantae; Streptophyta; Magnoliopsida; Fabales; Fabaceae
Product: probable nucleoside diphosphate kinase 5
Exons: 5
Coding region: 137-973 (278 amino acids)
Biological process (GO): UTP biosynthetic process; GTP biosynthetic process; CTP biosynthetic process
Molecular function (GO): nucleoside diphosphate kinase activity
Source: RefSeq, a predicted model, not a curated record